AAUAGUAACUUACAUUCAAUGGAUGCUGAGCAGUUGGUAAUAGCGAUAAAAGAUUCUGAGCAGCAGAUUGAGAAGAAUGUUGAGCAAUUAAAGAGGCUGGAGAGUCAGUUAAAUGAUCUGCUAAGCUGCAACGAUAAAGACGAUGCUGCAGCAUUGGUAAUUCCGGCAUGCGAAACAGAAGCAGAAAACACGAGAGAAUGGGAACGCCUAGCGAAAGAGCAGGAGCAAACACUCAUAGCCAGUAAAUAUAGUUUAAACAAAUGUGAAGAACAUUUGAGAUAUCUGCCCAGCCAGUGUGCGAGUUAUGUUGGCAUCCACGAGAACACACAAUUGAUAAGAGUUGGAGACAUGGAACCCAAAUUGGUUGCUUGCAUGAAUGUUGAUAAUGAGCUUUAUAUGAUUGUGCAGCGGCGCUCGGAUGGUAGUGUCAAUUUCAAUCGUAGCUGGACGGAGUACAGAGAGGGCUUUGGCGAUCUCAAUGGCGAGUUCUUUAUUGGCCUCAAUAUGUUGCAUCAACUGACAAUGCGACGGCAGCAUAAGCUCUUAAUUCUACUCACAGAUGAAAACAAUUGGAGUCUUAAAGCCAGAUACAAUAAUUUUGUCGUAGGCGGCGAAAGCAAGGGAUAUGAGUUAAAGGAGUUGGGCACAUUUGAUGGCAAUGUCGGGGAUGCCCUAAGCUACAACAAGGGAAUGAAGUUUUCAACCUAUGACAACGACAAUGACAAAAUCCGAAAGAACUGCGGCAGCACUUACAAUGGCUGGUGGCACAAUCAAUGCACCUACUGCAAUUUAAAUGGCAAUUACCCUGAACACAUAUUUUGGCUGUACCGAAAUUAUCGAUACGCUCUAAAGACAGUUGUUAUGCUGAUAAGACCAGUAAAAUGAAAAUAUCUUCGUUAAUAUAUUUCGUUUAAAA
This is a messenger RNA of Drosophila hydei, 916 nucleotides long. RefSeq names its product angiopoietin-related protein 1-like. The transcript is spliced from 2 exons. Lineage: Eukaryota; Metazoa; Arthropoda; Insecta; Diptera; Drosophilidae. The record is from RefSeq and is a predicted model, not a curated record. Bases 19 to 885 code for a protein of 288 amino acids.